AUGUCAAUUGCCCUAUUUUUAUGCUUAUUAACUGCCUCUCAACUUUAUGCAGAUGUGGUAUCAAUUUCCACUUAUGCUUCGCCGAGUCUUCGCCUCAUCGACGAAGAGCUAACCAAUCUAUCCUCUGCCUGUCUGUCUUCUCGAGAUGACGAAGAAAUCACGGGAUAUGUACUGAAACACGGAGCAGCCAGAUUCUUGAAUACUCAUUUGCUGGAAGAAUCAGUAUCAGUCAUCGGUCUGAUUGAGUUACGCUCCGUCCUCGGAUUCGCACCCUACGUUCCAUGGACACACCGCAAGAAUCCGACUGAUGACGAGAUUGCAGCUUCCUCAACUAUCGAGGAAUUCUACGAGUUGAAGGAGCCUUUAAGCGUUUUGCAUGGUCCUUACAAUGAUUUUGUGCUUGAAAAAUAUUUAGCUCCCGCUAUCGCGUUUUUGGACAAGCGGUUCCCCAUUAUUCGGGAUAUUUAUCGAAUGAAUUUUGAAAAAAGUGUUGCCAGUCUCAAUGGAAACGUUGACAGAGAAGGAGUGGAAUAUAUGAUAAAAGAGUAUAUUAAUACAUUUAAACGAGUGGAAAAAGCGACAAAAGGAUUACGAGAAGGAACUAUUGAGUGUAAUAAAAAACGAGUUUAG
This is a messenger RNA of Caenorhabditis remanei, 630 nucleotides long. RefSeq lists its product as uncharacterized. Bases 1 to 630 code for a protein of 209 amino acids. The record is from RefSeq and is a predicted model, not a curated record. Lineage: Eukaryota; Metazoa; Nematoda; Chromadorea; Rhabditida; Rhabditidae. The transcript has 2 exons.